AUGGGAAUUCUGUCGACCAAUUUUUUGGCCAUGGCGAAAUCCAAACUCAAGUAUGUCUCGUCAACCUUGUAUUCGACUGCGUCUCAUGUUAAAUCCCAGGCACAUGUGCCACGGGGUUUUGCGGUGGAUGCCAACAACAAGAACAACGACGACAAGGUCCGGUUUCUGUUCAUGUACUUUGUCAAGGAUCUCAGGUAUGCUUCGGUAAUUUCUGCUGAAACCUCGUGGAAAAUAGAUGAACUCCGCUCGAAUAACUUCAUUAUGUUCACACCCCAAAUUGACAAAUGCGUUAGAGCGUUGGGUUGUAGAUAUGAUAUUGUCGACAGUAUCGACGAGCUGAUGUUGGUGUCCAGCUGGGACGCAGGAUGCUUAAGGAAACAUGAUAUUCUUUGGAACCCCACUAGCCAAGAGAUAAAGAUCAUUCCUGUUUCUCCCUACUGGAAACGUCGUUUUACGGAUAUGUUAUUUGGCUUGGGAUUUGAUCCCGCCAAGCCUCGGGGAUAUAAGAUUCUCAAGGUUCUCAUAGACUACUGUGAUUUCAGAGCUCCUCCGGAGUUCAGAGCCGAACUGUACUCACUCGAAACCGGUUCUUGGAGGAAAAUCAAGUAUCCUUACCAGCGAGAGGGUGUGCCGACUAGCCGAGGCAUUCGCAUAGGCGGCUCUUAUUAUUGGGCACUAAGUGCCAGGCCUAAGUCCAUCAUCUCAUUCGACUUUGCCAGUGAAAAGUUUUCCUGCCUUCUUCCUUUUCCGGGGAAGAUUAGAUUUAGAGAAUCCGAAUAUCUUCUUGUUGAGCUUGAUGGCUCGCUUGCUAUUCUUCUUCUGACGGAUGACUGCGGUAAUGCCCAAGUGCCUUAUUCCACCGAUAAGGCUCAAGUGUCUUAUUCCACUCUCGAAAUUUGGGUGUGGAAUGAUGAGUCGUGGUAUCUAAAGUCGAAACUGGAGAUCCCUGUUGUUGUUGAUCAUGUCAUAGGUCUCUUUGAGAAUAAUAAAUUGUUUCUCCUGGACAUCACUGGCAAGGUGCUGCUUUUCGAUGUUGCAGAGCCUGGAUCGGUGCACAUCACAGGCAUCUGUGCUGAUUCUAAGGUACUUUCGAUUAUGCCGUAUGUUGAGAGUUCUGUUCCGCUCAAUGCAUCAGAAUAA
Messenger RNA from Striga asiatica, 1140 nucleotides. Lineage: Eukaryota; Viridiplantae; Streptophyta; Magnoliopsida; Lamiales; Orobanchaceae. The record is from the annotation of a GenBank genome assembly.